Trichosurus vulpecula (common brushtail) is the source of this 1131-nucleotide messenger RNA. RefSeq names its product tachykinin receptor 2 (gene TACR2). The coding region runs from base 1 to 1131 and encodes 376 amino acids. NCBI's taxonomy places the organism in Eukaryota, Metazoa, Chordata, Mammalia, Diprotodontia, Phalangeridae. The transcript has 5 exons. Gene Ontology annotation, cellular component: sperm midpiece; plasma membrane. The record is from RefSeq and is a predicted model, not a curated record. Gene Ontology annotation, molecular function: substance K receptor activity. Gene Ontology annotation, biological process: positive regulation of flagellated sperm motility; G protein-coupled receptor signaling pathway.
AUGGUCACAUGCAUCCUCUCAAGUGAUGGAAACAUCUCCUCAGCCUCUGAAAGCAACACCACAGGCAUCACAGCAUUUUCUCUGCCCAGGUGGCAGCUAGCCCUCUGGGCCAUGGCUUACCUCUUCCUGAUACUGGUGGCCCUCACGGGCAACAUCACUGUCAUCUGGAUCAUCCUGGCACACAAGAGGAUGCGGACGGUGACUAAUUAUUUCAUCGUCAACUUGGCGCUGGCUGACACCUUCAUGGCCACCUUCAAUGUCGCCUUCAACUUUGUCUAUGCCAGUCACAAUAUCUGGUACUUCGGCCAAGCCUUCUGCCACUCCCAGAAUUUCUUCCCUGUCAUGGCGAUGUUUGUGAGCAUUUACUCCAUGAUGGCCAUCGCUGUGGACAGGUACAUGGCCAUCAUCCACCCCUUCCAACCGCGGCUGUCGACCCUCCGCACCAAGGUCGUCAUUGGGGCCAUCUGGCUGGUGGCCUCUGGACUGGCCUUCCCUCAGUUUUUCUACUCGACGGUCACUGUGGAAGAGGGAGUCACCAAGUGCAUUGUGGACUGGCCGGAGGACGGCAAGGUCAAGCUCCUUGUGUACCAUCUCACCGUGAUCAUCCUGACUUAUUUCUUGCCACUGGUGGUGAUGUUUAUCACGUACAGCAUCAUGGGUGUCACCCUCUGGAGACAGGUCAUCCCUGGAAACCAGCUGGUCCAGCAGAAACCGAGGAACAUUGCAGCGAAAAAGAGGUUUGUGAAAACCAUGGUGGUGGUGGUGGUGACUUUUGCCAUCUGCUGGCUGCCCUAUCAUCUCUACUUCAUCCUGGGCACCUUCCGUCAGGACAUCUAUUGCCACAAGUUUAUCCAGCAGGUCUACCUGGCCCUCUUCUGGCUCGCCAUGAGCUCCACCAUGUACAACCCCAUCAUCUACUGCUGUCUCAACCAAAGGUUUCGCUCUGGCUUCCGACUUGCCUUUCGCUGCUGUCCCUGGGUCACCCCGCCUGAUGAAGACAAGCUAAAACUCUUCCAGAGCCAGUCACUGUUGAUGACUAUCCACAAAAACCACAACAAAAUGUCACUCUCUGUCAGAAAAGCAUCUUUGCCAGAAAGCCCCAAUGAUCAGGAGGGAGACGUUGGGUACUAG